Molecule: messenger RNA, 1405 nt
Organism: Panicum virgatum (switchgrass)
Lineage: Eukaryota; Viridiplantae; Streptophyta; Magnoliopsida; Poales; Poaceae
Product: zinc finger protein CONSTANS-LIKE 2-like
Exons: 1
Coding region: 149-994 (281 amino acids)
Biological process (GO): regulation of photoperiodism, flowering; regulation of flower development
Cellular component (GO): nucleus
Molecular function (GO): protein binding; zinc ion binding
Source: RefSeq, a predicted model, not a curated record
AUCCCCAACUCCCUAUUAAUACAGCUCAGCAGCUCACUUCCAUUUCCCACGCUCACACACAAACGCAAGAAGCUCAAAGAAGCUGAGGCAAGCUCAAGAGAGAAAAAGAAAAAGAAGCCUAGCUAGAACUAGAAGGAGGCUCAAAGGGAUGAUGGGAAGCGAAGGCAGCACGAGCCCAGCGGCGGGGGGAGCCUCCUGCGCGGUCUGCGGCGGCGCGGCGGCGGUGUACUGCGCGGCGGACGCGGCGGCGCUCUGCAGCCCCUGCGACGCCGCUGUGCACGCGGCCAACCUGCUGGCGUCGCGCCACGAGCGCGUGCCUCUCGCCAUGGCCGCGGCGGCGGCGGCGGCAUCCGGCGUGUACGACGACCUCUUCGCGCCCGACGACGUCGACGCCGCGUCGUCGUGGCCGGAGGCGGCGGCGCCCGCGCAGGGGCAGGGGAGCCCCCACCAGAACGGCAGCUCGUCGACCAGCUUCACCACCAGCGACAGCGGCGCGGAGGGCAGGAGCCUGUUCGACCUGCUCUCCGACGUCGACCUCGCGACGGCCGCCUGCGUCACGGGCGGCGGGUACCUGCCGGACGGCUUGGCACCCGUCCAUCACGGCGGCGCUGCGGCUCCGCUGUGGUCGCAGCCCGGCAUGGCCGCGUGGGCGGCCGCGUGGUCCUCCCCAGCGGAUACCGCGGCCGUCGUCGUCCCGGGCGCCGCCGCCGUGGUCGCCGCGGCGGCGGAGCGGGUGGCGAGGGUGCAGAGGUACCGCGAGAAGCGCAAGAACCGCAAGUUCCAGAAGACCAUCCGCUACGCGUCCCGCAAGGCCUACGCCGAGGCCCGCCCGAGGAUCAAGGGCCGCUUCGUCAAGCGCGCCCCCGCCGCCGCCGCCGCCACGAACGCCUCCGACACGGCCAAGUUCUGGCUCUCCUUCUCCGACGACGCCCGCGACGACGGCGUCGGGUUCUACGUCGACGCCGCGGCCUACGGUGUCGUGCCAAGCUUCUAGAAUGUUUCGCCCUGCAGGCCCAGCUUAAAGCAAGUUAAGAAAUGGGCGUGCGCCAUGUCGCCAUGCUAAGGGCGCUAUCAUCGUUCUUGUUCGUCUCAUUUCACUCUUGUGGUCAAUUAUUCGUGGUGAAAUUCCGCUGCCAUCGCUAUUUUUAAAAGAUGGCCCGGGAUUUCCAUGGGUCAGUUGGUGAACAUGAACUAGGGAUUCACGUGUUGUAAGGUAGCCUAAGUAGAUGUUCACCUUAAGUCUCCAUGGAUUGAUUUUCUAUGCUAAGAUGCUUAGUUCUGUGGUAAUUUCUCUCUCGUGUCUCCGGAAGCAAAAAUUGUAGCGAAAGUCCGCCAUUUUUUUUGGAGAUUGUGCGGAUUUUCGAUGGGUCAAUCAGUGAAUAAAGUGGUUAAUCUUUGGUGAAUA